UGUCCUGACGGUCAAACUUGUCAAGACGGAAAAUGUGGUUGCCCCAUCGGUAAAACAUUAUGUAGCAGUAGUAAUACCUGCGUUGAUACUAAGUCUGAUAGUCAAAACUGCGGAACUUGCGGUCAUACUGUGGUGUGAAGCCGAUGAAACCUGUGUAAAUGGUGUAUGCGUUGAUUGCGUACAAGACUCGGAUUGUGUCAGCGAUUUUAUAGUAAAUCGUGCUGCUAAUAUUUGGCUUACUGCUACAGGCACAUGCAUUAACAAUGUCUGCUAUGUGUGCGCUGGAUGUUUACCAUCAGAUUAUUGUAGUACAUUUGAAAACACUGGUGGUGUUGCUUAUGGUUCUGCACAAU
Acaulospora morrowiae is the source of this 353-nucleotide messenger RNA. The record is from the annotation of a GenBank genome assembly. Lineage: Eukaryota; Fungi; Glomeromycota; Glomeromycetes; Diversisporales; Acaulosporaceae.